Molecule: messenger RNA, 330 nt
Organism: Funneliformis caledonium
Lineage: Eukaryota; Fungi; Glomeromycota; Glomeromycetes; Glomerales; Glomeraceae
Source: the annotation of a GenBank genome assembly
AUGAAGAGAUAUUUUUCAGCGCAAUCAUUUACAAAAGGUAACCAAAAACAAUCAAAACUUACUGAUGAAGCUUCUUCAAAUGAAAGGUCAGAUUUAUCAACAUCAUCUGGAGUAAAACGCAGCAAAAAUAGAAGUAGUCCUGACCUAAAAUGGAUGGAUAAUAGAAAUGAUGCAUACAAAAAAUAUAUAGCAUUUUCUACUUAUUCUGAUUUAUACCAAUUAAUAGAUUUUCACAAAAAUAAUUCUGAAGUUAUGAAACUUUAUGACACUCUUAAAGCAUUACAAUUAUCAUCACUUCUUUCAAAAGAGCAGUUACAGUUAUACACAUGA